Pristis pectinata (smalltooth sawfish) is the source of this 5313-nucleotide messenger RNA. Its product is annotated as butyrophilin subfamily 1 member A1-like. The record is from RefSeq and is a predicted model, not a curated record. Gene Ontology annotation, molecular function: protein binding. The transcript has 10 exons. The coding region runs from base 661 to 2151 and encodes 496 amino acids. NCBI's taxonomy places the organism in Eukaryota, Metazoa, Chordata, Chondrichthyes, Rhinopristiformes, Pristidae.
CACGAUAUUGGCGUCAGAGGCUUGUAGACAGAUACAUGAGUAUGUAGGAAAUGGAGGAAUGUGGAUCAUGUGCAGGCAGAAGAGAUUCAGUUUAAUUUGGUAUCGUGUUCGGCACAGAAGGACCUGUUCUUAUAGAGUCAUGGGGUUACACAGCAGGGACUAGUGCUGAUCUCCUCUGGCUUUGUUACAAUUCCCAUUAAUCUGAAAAGGAGGGCAUUUUCCGAUUUGUGAUAAAUAACUUAUUCAGUGUAAUUGAAACAAACAAAAGUUGGGCGAGGCAGAUAAGUAAAAAGACCUUUGCAGUCAGACCCAAGUCCUUCCCAAUCGCAAGUGUGGUUUCACUUUCCCCGGCAUUUACGGAAUCAAUUUUUAUUUUUUCCAAUGCCACGGUCGCCUCCGUUCCCCCUCCUGUGGGGUGUCUUUUAACUCCACACCAGAGAAAGUGGUCUCCUUGAUCCCGUUUUAUCGCUGUACAAAGGUUGCAGCCCCCCAUGGGGAGCGGGGACAGAGUGCGGGCACCGAGUUCUGCUUGAGGAGGGUGUCGGCCAAAGGGGAAGCGGCUGCUCCAGGGUCUGAUCAGUGAUCCAGUCCACACAAGGAAAAGGCCAAGAGAGGAACUUUCAACGUUAAACCAUCAGUCAAAGUGACCAACCAGAGAAGAUGUGCAGGGGAUGGUUAUUCUGCACACAUCUCACAAACAUGGAAGAAAUUUACCUCACUGUGCUCUUACUUCCUGGGAUUCUGUUUUCUGUACAUGGGAAAUUUCAAGUCACUGGCCCAAAUCAUCCUGUUAUAGCCAUUGUGGGUGAGGAUGUGAUAUUGGACUGUCAGGUUGUGCCAGCUGGAUCGAUUCGCAAUAUGACAGUGCGAUGGCUUAAAUCAGACCUUGAUUUUGCCAUUCACAUGUUCAGAAGUGGCAAAGAUGUAACAAGUUCUCAAGAUCCUGAUUACAGAGGAAGGACUGAGCUGUUUAAAAACCAAAUGGACAAAGGAAAUGCGUCCCUUCGAAUCAAGAACAUCCGAGUGCCUGAUGAAGGGAAAUAUAUCUGCUCUGUUGAUAAUGGAAUUGAUUUUGAAGAAACUCCAAUCAUCUUGAAUGUUGGAGGUUUGGGAUAUGAGCACUGGAUCUACGUUGGAGGAUAUAAAAAAAAUGAAGUUCAACUUGUUUGUGAAUCUAAUGGGUGGUAUCCUGAGCCAUUGAUACAUUGGAUGAGUGGCGAUAAAAAGAAUUUGACUUCAAAGUCUGAAAUAAAUUACAACCGGGACUCUAAAGGCCUUGUAAAUGCCCGGAGCAAAGUUUUUGUAUCGAAAGAUUCAAUAAACAGAUUCAGGUGCAUUUUACAGAAUCAAGUUUUGAAGAAAGAACAAGAAGCGACGAUUGAGAUUGCAGAUGUUUUCUUCCCAGUUGUCUCAGGCUGGCUGGUGUUCUUGUGUCUGAUCCUCAGUCUUCUGGUGAUAGUGCUUUGUUUUGGCAUUUUUUGGGCCAUUAGAAGACGUAAAUACAUGAAAGAUCUAGAAAAUCACCAAGCCGUCAAGCAGUUUGACCAGUGGAAACCUCUUGUUGAAUCAGAUUGGGAGUUCAUGUAUAAAAGUCUAGCCUCUGUGAAGCUGGACACAGAAACAGCACAUCGACAGCUGGAGGUAUCUAAGGAUCUAAAGAGUGUGAAACUGACCAACUCCCAGAUGACUGUUCCUGAGAAUAAGGAGAGGUUUACAGCCUGGGAAUGUGUCCUGGGAUCAGAAGGAUUUACUUCAGGGAAACAUUACUGGGAGGUAGAAGUUGCAGGAAAUCACAAAUGGUCUCUUGGAAUUGCUGGAGAGAGUGCAAAUAGAAAGGGUGACAUUGAGUUAAAGCCAGAGAAUAAAUUCUGGACCAUUGGGCAAGAUGAGAAAAAAAUCUAUGCAAACCUUGCUGUCAAAUCUGAUAUCCCUUAUCAUGAAUUUCCCAAGAAGAUUGGAGUUUAUGUUGAUUAUAAUUCUGGGAUAGUUUCAUUUUAUAUUGCAAACACAAAGUCUUUCCUCCACACUUUCAAUGAGAAAUUCUCUGAGCAGCUCUACCCUUUCUUUCAUACAGCACAUUGUAACAAGUGGCUGAGAAUCUGCUCCACGCAGGAAUCAUCCACUAAGAAAUCUAAAAACAAUGUAAUUUAACACAGCAAGUCUGGGCAGCCUGGAUCAUAUAUGUGAAUAAUGAAGUUAUUUUUCCCUUUAGUGGUGACUAGCAAAUAUGGCUUGUAAAUCCUGUAACAAAAUGCUUUCUGAUUGCAUAUGCUUUGCAGGCUACUUUGUGUUUUUGUUUGAUGUAAAUAUAAAGGAACGAAAUUAGGAUGCCAUAUUGGUUACAGACUUGGGAAUAGAGGCCUUAUCCACUUAAGCCACUGAUAGAUAGGCUUAUAGAACCAUCCUGUAACCUGAGAGACGGCACAACGGCACUGCAAGAGAAAUGUCCUUCCUGCAUCCAGCUUGUUGAGUCCUAUAAGAAGUUUAAACACUUCAACUGGAUCUCCUUUCAUCUGAACUCUAUAGUCCCAUUCUACUCUCUCUCUGCUCAUUCAGAUCAGCACAGUGAGGGAGCAGGUCGUGCUGCGACCUCACAACUGCAUGCAGAAGGGAUUAGUUUAAUUAGGUGUUAUUAGCUUAAUUAGUUCAGCACUUGUGGGCCAAAGGGCCUGUUCCUGUGCUGUACUGUUCUAUGUAACUCUAGUGACCUUGGUUCAAUUCUGACUUUUGGUGCUGUCUGUAUGGACUGUGCACAUUUCCUUUGUGACUUUGUAGUUUCUUUCCACAUCCAAAGAUGUGCUGGCCCUUGGGCUGAUUGGUUGCUGUAAAUUAUCCCAGUGUAGCUGACUGGUAGGAGAAUCGGUCCAGCAGGGCGGUUCUUAUUGGUCAAGUGCGAGAUACAGGGGAAUAAAUGGGUGAAUAGGAUUGCUGGGCUUGCUCUGGGAACCGGACUCAGUAGAAAAGUGGCUCCUUCUGUGUCAUGAAGAAAUGGGAAAUGUGAGCAUUUACCUUCACUCAGGAGACUUGAGUCAAUUCUACAUACUCAAGAGGAUGUAACACAGAAAGCAAAAUACUGAUGAGAACAGUGUUCUUGACUGGGAUCUUUACAGUCAGUAAGCUGGAGUGAGGCUGUGCCAUGUCAGCUCAUCCACAGUAAUCCUGCCCCAUUACCUUGCAUCACAGUUGGCUUCCAUGACAGCUGUGCUUUUCUCUGGGAUGGUGCCCCUGUGGGACCCAGUGGUGUUCAGACUGUGUCCUGGGAGUCUGCUGCUUCCUGUUCCAGGUCAGUAUUUUGAAUUGGCACCCAGUGAACCAGUUCAACAAAAAAUGCAAAAAAAGCAGGCAGGAGAUUUGAAAGGGAAGUUUGGCUGUCUCUUGCCCCUUGCACCAAGAAGGCUAAUUAUGCUAGACUUCAACUUCUAUUGAUUACAUGCAUCAUAGAAGGCAGGCAGCUGUCUAAAGUUAUAAAGCAAAUGUUGUAGCAGUAGGAGUCGGAUCAGAUUCAGAUUAGUUUAUUGUCAUAUACAUUAGGGUGCAACAAAAUUCCUUGCUCAUGUGAAGCUCAGUGUACAUGGUAAUAAUAACUACAGUAAGUGCAAAAACAACGGGAUGGUGUGAAGUAUAGUCGGGCAAGCUGAGGUAGUGCAGAAAGAAAUAAUAAAUUGGCAAUAACAAGAGGUAGAAUUAAGGGUUUGAGAAUGUGGCAGCGCCACUGGGAAGGGGAUGUGAAAGAGGUGAUUGGUGUUCAGGUCUGAUGGCAAUGAGCAGAGAAAAUGGCAGAUCAAUUUUAGUGGAGGCUUGAAAUGAGGUGUCCCAUCAAAUUCUCCUGCACUCUCUGCCUCAAGGUUACUGGUUUCCAGCUGGAACUUAGGAGCAAUUGCUUCCCUUGUUCAUAACCAAUAUAAAGUUUCUGCAGCUGAGCCAACCGGUGGAACGUAAAGGUUGCAAUGGUUUCCUGAUUACAUAGUAAGCAAUGGAGGUAAUAUGUCAGUAUUCAUUGAUGCCGUCUUUUAACAGUACUUUGGGGUGCAUUAUUCUUUCAAUGUUAAUGUUUUGGAUAAGACUUGAGUGUAGUUAGUCAAAGUUUGUAAAUCCAAACCUAUGAGGAGGACACAGGGUGCAAAGGGGGAAGAGCUGACGUUUGAAUGGACAAGAAUAAGGCAGAUGUAUCAAUAUGAUAUGGCUUUCCACUUCAGGAGGCAAAAUGGUAAAUCAGAUUUGUCUAGAAGUUCAUUCCUAUUCACUACCAUAACAAAAGGUAUCAUGGAAACAAACAACGCCUUCUGUCUGAUUUCCAGAAUCUUUCUUUUACAGUUGAUGGGAUGACAUUUGCAGUACUAUGUGCUGCCACUGUGGGGUAGCACUUUCAAUGUAACUCAUAAAAGCAGGGCAAUUUUUUUUAAGAUGAGCUACUGAAAGAUUUGAAUAUCCUUUCACACAGUUCAAAGAAAGCAAGUUACACGGGAUCUUUUAUUACGACAGCUUUAUCAUGUAAGAUUAAAGAAGUCUGACUGCAGUAAUACAGGGCUUGCUUCUAUCCACAGAUUGUAUGUUGCGCUGUUAUUCAGCUUCUGCUAAUUGCGUACAGCGUGACUUUCUUGUACAAUUUUUGAUUGCAAAUGUUUUUUAUUUCAAAAAAUUUAAAUCAUAUAUAUACACACACACUUAAUCUAAAUUAUCAAUGAUUUUUAUUACUCAGUUUCACAUUAACUGCUUCCUGCAUUAGUAACAGUAAGAGCCUAAUGACUUUUUUAUUAAUCUGAAGCCACUUGUAGUUCAACCUCACAUAGAAUUGUCUGUUACUUUUUUGAAAUCAUGCAUUGUAUUGUCCAAUCCAUUGAGGAAGCACAUGUGAAGGAAAGACCAAAUAAUAUUAAAGAAUGCCAUUCAGUUUGAAUUUGGAUGUUGCUGUGUCUCAUUCACCAACCUUGAGAAACAAAAGAAAUGCAAUGUAAACUUACUGCCAUGGUAGACACUUAUGCAAUAUUGAACAAAUGCUAAAAUGUCAGCCUGGAGGCUUGCAGGUCAUAAAAAAAGCUGAAAAGAGAGACUUGUGCUGCCUAGUUAUUUACCGUGAAAGUUUCUGCCCUGCACGUGUGAUUUGAAUUCACAAGCUGCAUUGAUUCCCUUAAGCUAAGUGCUGGUCAUAAAUGCCACAAACAGGUGAAAAUCAACCAGCAUGCAGCAGUGUAAGGGUUCCAGCUGCUGAGAUGAGGUGGGGAGGGGUAGCCGAGCACCAAACCACUGCCCCUGCUCCAACAUGUUGUACAGGAGCAGCCGACACAUUCACAGAUCUCAAUUUUGACUUCCUUG